This is a messenger RNA of Volvox carteri f. nagariensis, 726 nucleotides long. RefSeq lists its product as uncharacterized. NCBI's taxonomy places the organism in Eukaryota, Viridiplantae, Chlorophyta, Chlorophyceae, Chlamydomonadales, Volvocaceae. The record is from RefSeq and is a predicted model, not a curated record. The annotation marks the transcript as partial. The transcript is spliced from 6 exons.
CUGUGAUUAUCGCCUAUUAACUGCGACGACUAAAUAUCCUAGCGCUAGUACUUUCAAGGCACGCGAACCAUGCGCGUCGCGAUGCAGCGGACGAACACAUGCAGCUGCAAUGCCAUGCAACAACGGCAAGCGCUUAGACAGGUUGCUUUGCCUUCUCUGCGGGCCUCUUCUGGUCGGCGUGUUGUGGUGGUGCGGGCCGGUCCGGCCGUGGAUGAUGAUGAAGAGCUGGAGAGGCGUCUUGCGAAGCUAAAGCAGGCUAAGGGCGAGACCCCAUAUGGCCAGACAUCGAAAGCUCCUGUGAAAGCACCAGAGGAAACUCCUAAGAAGAAGAAGGAGAAGGUGGUGUACGACUUUUCGGGCGAGACGGUGUACUACGAGGGACCGCCACACCGUGGCGAUCUGGCCAUCAAUGUGCUGCUGGGCACCACCUUGUUCUGGCUGCCCCUCACCAUCGCCGCCCUCGGCCGCGGGCUCUUCGUGAACUACAAGUUCACCGACAAGCGCAUCUCCGUUUCCACGAACGCACCUUGGAAAACUGAGCAGCUGGAUGCGGCGUACCAAGAGGUGAAGGAAGUCAGGAGCAUUCCCCGUGGCGUGGGUGUGUGGGGUGACAUGGUUGUGGUGCUCCGGGACGGCAGCAAGAUUGAGAUGCGCGCACUGGACAGGUUUCGAGAGCUGCAGUCGUACAUUCUAAAGCGCCGUGACGAGCUGGUUCCUCGUAGUGCC